Diprion similis is the source of this 5898-nucleotide messenger RNA. RefSeq names its product toll-like receptor 6. Lineage: Eukaryota; Metazoa; Arthropoda; Insecta; Hymenoptera; Diprionidae. Gene Ontology annotation, biological process: signal transduction. The record is from RefSeq and is a predicted model, not a curated record. Bases 768 to 4433 code for a protein of 1221 amino acids. Gene Ontology annotation, molecular function: protein binding. The transcript is spliced from 2 exons.
CCAAGUUCUGGCGGUUCUGGUGGUUCUGGCGGCACCGUCGACCCGGUCGGACGGGAGAGUUGGAACAGCCAGCAGUCUCCUGCCGCGCGUCGGGAUGAACGGUCGCGUUGUCAGAGCACAUCCUCGUCGAGAUGUUGACGGAGCCAGACGUACCUCGUAGGUGUCACUGAUCCGUCGGUUGUGUGAAUGAUAAAUUAUCGCGGCGAUUAGCGCUGCCCUGGAGUUGAUGAUCGGCCGACUGUACCUCGCGAAUCAUGAGAAUACCCUCGUCGAGGAGAUUUGCUGAAUCGCCCGCGGUGAGAAGGGACACCGAGGACGAGGACGAAUGACAACUUUGAACUACCCUGGUUUUGGAAGGCUUAGGACAGGGAACUCGCCCCGAGAUCACGGGAUUAAUGCUGUCGACUUCGGAUCUUCGGAGUACAGGGAAAGUUGGCAAGGAUUUCGAGUCUUGAUUCGGGUCUCCGUUAUCUACGGAUAACAUUCGCUUCUUCCGAGAAAAUGUUCGGUUUUGUGACAUACGGAUCGUUAUUUCUAUUUCUCGGUCAUACCGGGCUUCCUUACUUUUGCGAUCUGCAGCAGCGACUCUGGCAUUGACGCGGAACGUAUUUAUUUUUCAAUCCGAAGUGAACUACUCGGACCGGAUUCAAAACUUAGGAUAGUGCGAUUCUAACCCAGUUUUCUUUUCAAAAGUUAUGUUUCGAUUCUCCCUAAUCAACGGAAGACAAUCGAGCACUGGCUGACACUGUGCGUGACUCGUGUUAAAAAUGCGAGAAAUUGUGAUGAAAAUGAUGCUUUUUUGGGUGAUCAGGAUAUUGGUUAGCUACAACACGGCCGUGUGCUUCGCGUUGUUCGUCGGCGAGGCUGCCGCGGAACCUCUUAGAUAUGCUGCGCCGGAGGACUGUGCCUGGCACUCGCAUAAUUCGGAGGACGAAGUUUCGCUGACCUGUUCGCUUCGUUCGAUAAACAGUGAGUUUGACACGACGAACUUUAGCCUGAUACCAAGCGAGCAUACCGCCGUGCUGAAAAUAGAAUGCGACACUAGUAUUCAGACGAAAAGCUCACUUAGCGAGGACAGCUUUGCCCACCUCCACAAGCUCCGCGAGCUUCACUUGGACGGAUGUAAACUUGCCAACUGGCCCACGGGCGCUCUUAACGGUCUGAGAAAUUUGCGGAACCUCACCAUCAGGACGCGAAACAACGAUUAUCCUGCAUUUAGCUUGGAACUCUUCCCGGACGCGUUUGCCGUCACGCCUCAUAUAGAAAAAUUGGACCUGGCAUCAAACAACAUAUGGUCCUUUCCGGACCGGCUGUUUUGCCCCCUGUCAGCUUUGGUAUAUUUGAAUGUGUCUGGCAACAGAUUACAGGAUGUCACCGAGCUCAAUUUUCGGGAAACCAGCGAACCCCAGCCGCAACCAUUGAUGGCAGACUCCGAGGAACCGCCGCCGAGUUCGACCUCGUGUUCCCUGGACAUUCAAAUCCUUGACGUUUCCUCCAACCACCUCAUCCUGCUUCCUUCGAAAGGAUUUUCCACUCUAAGACGGUUGAAGGAAUUGCGCCUCGCGAGAAACGAGAUCAAUAUGGUCGACGACAAGGCGCUAUUCGGUCUUCGGAGCCUUGAGAUAUUUGAUCUGUCAGACAACAGGGUUGUCGCCCUUCCCGCCGCGUUGUUCAGAGACACGGCCAACACUAUCAAGGAAAUCCACUUGCAGAAUAAUUCACUGAGUGUUCUCGCGCCCGGUUUGUUUGCCGACUUGAAACAGCUCGUCGCGUUAUACUUGUCCAGGAAUUCACUGACCAGUGCUUGGUUCAGCUCGACUACGUUUUCGGGACUGAUUAGAUUGGUUCUCCUGGAUUUGUCGAGGAACAAAAUAGCAACGCUGGACCCGGCUCUCUUCAAGGAUUUGUAUACCGUCCAGAUUUUAAAUUUGCAAAACAACAAGCUUGAAACCAUACCUGCGGACACGUUUUCACCGAUGAGUAACCUGCACACUCUCGUGCUGAAAUAUAAUCGCCUCACUUACCUGGAUGCCUACUCAUUGAACGGGCUAUUCGCGCUGUCUUUGCUGUCUCUUGACUCGAAUCAAAUCGAAGGGAUACAUCCGGACGCUUUUCGAAACUGUUCUAGUCUCCACGACCUAAAUUUAUCGGGUAAUAACUUGGAUAGCAUACCAGCAGCUCUGAAGGAUAUGCGGAUGCUGCGAACGAUAGAUCUAGGCGAAAAUCAGAUAAAGAAACUGAUUGAUCCGGGGUUUCACGGUAUGUCUAGUUUGUACGGAUUGAGAUUAAUUGGAAACGAAAUAUCGAACGUCUCGAAAGCAGCUUUCGCCGAGAUACCGGCUUUGCAAAUAUUGAACCUCGCUAGGAAUAAAAUCGAGAGAGUAGAGAGCGGCGCCUUCGCGGAGAGUCCAGCGCUUCAAGCUGUUCGCCUAGACGCGAACUUUAUCCAGGACAUGAGCGGUAUAUUCCUGAACGCUCCAGGUCUGCUGUGGCUAAACAUGUCCGACAACGCAAUCGAGCACUUCGAUUACACCCUGCUUCCGCGGGAAUUGCAGUGGCUCGACAUGCACAAGAACAAAAUAUCUGGCCUGGGCGUCGCCCCGGUGGGACUCCGUCUUCAAACCCUGGACGCAUCCUUUAAUCGAAUAACCAAGAUUCCGGCCAAUUCUUUGCCGGAAUCUAUAGAGCUACUCUUUCUCAAUGACAAUCUCAUCCACAGUGUCGAGCCGCACACGUUCGUGGCUAAGGUGAACCUCACCAGGGUCGAUUUGUAUGCAAACCAGAUCGUGAGCAUGGAACUGUCGGCGCUGCAGCUCGCCCCGGUGCCACCCGAUAGAGCUUUGCCAGAGUUUUACGUCGGCGGAAAUCCUUUCCAGUGUGACUGCACCAUGGAGUGGCUGCAGAGGAUAAACGCGUUAACUUUACGCCAGCAUCCGAAAGUUAUGGAUUUGGCAUCGGUGUACUGCCGGCUUCCUUACGACAGGCGAAAGUCGUUCGCACCGCUUCUCGAAGCAUCGCCGUCUCAGUUUCUCUGCACCUACAAAACGCACUGCUUCGCUCUCUGCCAUUGCUGCGACUUCGAUGCCUGCGACUGCGAGAUGACUUGUCCUACAAAUUGUACCUGCUACCAUGACCAAUCGUGGUCGGCGAACGUCGUCGACUGUUCGCGGUCCAGCUACACCAACUUGCCAGGAAGACUGCCCAUGGACGCUACCGAGGUCUACUUGGACGGCAACGAGUUCGGAGAGUUGACAUCUCACGCCUUCAUUGGACGCAAGAACUUGCAGGUUCUCUACGCGAAUAACAGCAACAUCGUGGCCAUUCACAACCACACGUUCAGCGGACUGAAGCGGCUGGUUGUCCUUCACCUUGAGAAUAACAAGAUAAUCACGCUGAGAGGAUUGGAGUUGGCCGCUCUGGCCGGCCUCAAGGAACUGUACUUACAAAACAACCUCUUGGUUCAUAUCGAUAACGGGACUUUCCUCCCGCUGAGAGAACUGGAGGUUCUACGACUGGAGAACAAUCGGCUAACGACAUUCGCAGUCUGGCAGCUAGCCCAGAACCCUUACCUGGUGGACAUCGGGCUCGUUAAUAAUCCCUGGAGCUGCGAGUGCGGGUAUUUAGGCCGCUUCAGGGAAUGGGUCUCCGUUCAUAAGGCCAAGAUUACUGAUCUAGCCCGUGUCUCUUGCGCGCUGGGGUCGCCCCUUGGUAUUCACGGAAACUCUUCGGUGAUAAAUUGCGCCGCGUUGUCCGGCGCUACUCCGGCUAUUGAGACACGCCCUCUCGAGGGCUACCUUCCUCUUCUCUUGGCGUCCGCGGCGCUAUUCUUCGCACUGAUCGGGCUCCUUUGCGGAGCCCUGAGACACAGGCAGACCCUCAGAGCCUGGGCUGCAGGCAGGUGCGGCCUGAGAGCUUGCUACAAGACCGCCGCCUUCGAGGAGAGCGACAGACCCUUCGACGCCUACAUCUCAUACUCGGCAAAGGACGAGGCGUUCGUAUCGAGGUCGCUUGCCCCCGGCCUCGAAAUGUCUUACAGACUCUGUCUCCACUACCGUGACCUUAGCUCAGGUUCGAGCGUCGCCGAUGCCGUUAAUGAGGCGGCCGACUCCUCGCGACGAACCAUCCUUGUUCUGUCGAGAAACUUCAUCCAUGGCGAGUGGGCGAGAUUCGAGUUUAAAGCAGCGCUCAGAAGCAUCCUCAGGGACAAAGGACGCUCCGUUAUCUUCCUACUGGUUGGUGGUGUUAGUCCCCAGGAUCUCGACUCGGAUUUGCGGAAGCGAAUUGCCUCCCAUACGGUCGUCGCCUGGGGCGAGAAACUCUUCUGGCAAAAGCUCAGAUUCGCAAUGCCUGAUCCACCCGCCUCACUGGUUACCUUAGACAGGGGACUUCCUCCACCGCCGCUCCCUCCACCACCGCAUCACCUGUGGGCGUAGCGGAUGUUUCAAUGCAGCCGAGAACUCUGGCCGUUGGAACGAUUGGAGCUGAGCUGCAGCUAUCACAUGAUCCACCGGGAUAUCCUGAAUCCGAAUAUAUCCUCGGACGAGUACGAAGACCUCGGCAAAGAAUCGUCCUGUGCGAGGUUCUGCGAAAGUGGAUAUUGAAAUUGGCCCCUAUUCUCAUAUCCGGGGGUCAUUCGGGGACCCGGCAAAUCAGCCUGAGCCUCAAAUUCUGCAGCGAAUGAAAAGACGUGACUGUGGAAGCUGAGGAUUCGUAUCGAAUAAUGAUAUAAUAUAUUGACGCGGAUGUACGUAUCAUUGUAAAAAGGGAGAGACGCAAAUGAACUUUGAACUAAUAUAGACAGUGAACGAGCUGCUUGUAGCUGGAGUUAUUCAAUUAAUAGUAACUUAAUCGAUCCAUGUAAAUACAUUAUGUACAUGCAUUUAUACGUAACUGACGAAAGUUGUCAAAUUUCUACGUCUUGCUUGUUGUUAAUUGAUAUUUAUUCUAAUUGACGACAAGUCUAAAUGUAGGUAAUAUGUAUUAUCUCUGUACAGCUUGAUGUCUGGGCUCUUUGAGUUCGCAGAGCUUGCUAUUUGCGAGUAAAUAUGCAUCGCAACAUUUGCAGUGAAAUAUAUUGGAAGUACAGUCUAACUAAGAUUACGACUUGUAUCUUCUUUAUUAUUGUGGUUUUUUGUUCGAUCACUUUUCACUCGAUUAUGGUUAGUUAUAUUUGAAAAGCUAGAAUUGACCGCAAUAGCUAUUCCAGGGUGAACACAAGUAAAAGGGUAUUUUACUGAGUCACCGAACUGAGAACUUCUCUUAAAUUUAAUCUGUAUCGUAUAUUGAAGUAUCCUCGCAUGAUUAUAGGAAUAAUUUAGGUAUGAUUUCAUUUAUGGCAAAAGCGGAUAAAAAUAAUUUACGAUUUCGCUCGUGAAAUUUAUCGGCACAGGUUGCUUCUGGGUCACUCUUAAUGGUAUGCGCAGUGCUUUGUGGGGGACAGUAAAUACUGCGAACGUAUUUACCGUCAGUGGUUGAACAGUGCCAGUAGUUUCGUGAUUUUGGCACAGCUAAUUUAAAUCCUAUUUUGGAAUAUCUGACAUUCACCGUUUUACAAUUAUUUAUGAUUUAAAGGUGCGCAGUUAUCUGAAUUUGGUCUAUAUCUCCAAUUAAACUAGCAUCACUACUCGCAAUCACGUCUACAAAACAUCUAUCUGAUAGAAACACAGAACUCCCAAUCAGAUUGAAAACUAGUGACAGAAUUACGGUAGAUCUUGAUUGUCAAACUACAUAGCACAACGCCAUUCUGUAUCUCGCUGAUUGGGCAUUCAUGCAAAAGGUCAUGCUAAUCAAUUACGAAUUUUACCCAAAAGAAUUCCAUUUUCAUUAUUUUCAAUUCUGUAGUAUCAGUUAUAAAUCAUAGGAACUAUCAAUUGUAGUCGACGAUACUGCGUUGAAUAC